Cladophialophora carrionii CBS 160.54 is the source of this 1086-nucleotide messenger RNA. RefSeq lists its product as uncharacterized. Bases 1 to 1086 code for a protein of 361 amino acids. Gene Ontology annotation, molecular function: structural constituent of ribosome. The record is from RefSeq and is a predicted model, not a curated record. The transcript has a single exon. Gene Ontology annotation, biological process: translation. Gene Ontology annotation, cellular component: mitochondrial large ribosomal subunit. Lineage: Eukaryota; Fungi; Ascomycota; Eurotiomycetes; Chaetothyriales; Herpotrichiellaceae.
AUGCCUCCCCGACUCCGACUGCGUUCGCUAGCACAGCUCGCGGAGCUCCAGCUCGACCGCACGAGUUCAACCCUUCCCUACACCUGCGGACGAUGUAGUCGGUCCUACGCCACAGCAGCAGCAGCAGCAACAACAAUAGCAACGACACCGGCCCCCACAGACGCGCAGAUACAAUCCGGAUUCCCACCACUGUCACGCUACCCGCCGUCUCAACCCCCUUCGCACCGCAAUCCCGCGUACCGCAAGUCGCAGCUCCUCCGCUCCUACGUCUCCCUCUUGCAGACCACCCCCCUGAUCAUCUUCUUCCAGCACAGCAAUCUCAAAGCCACGGAGUGGGUGUCCAUCCGCCGCGAACUCGCGUCCGCGCUGCGCAAACUCGACGCCCAGCUCGCCGCUCAGGGAAAACCCCCGGAAGACCUGAUAGGCGAGUACGUCAAACUCCAAGUCAUCAAGACGAAUAUGUUUGAACCGGCCCUACGUAUAGCCGAGUACUUCAAGCCGGGGUUGCCGGGCGCACAGGGACAAACACAUCAAGAGGCCGGUGCUGGUGCAGGUGCAGGUGCAGGCGUAGUCUCGCCCGUCAGCGUGCCGAGCGAGAAGGAAGAUCCAAGCCUGACGCACGCUCUGUCCGUCGCGGCAUACCACGCCUCACAGGCCCAUCGGAACGAACACGUCCUCACGCCGCUCCUCACGGGGAGCGUUGCGAUCUUGACCUUCCCGGCCGUGUCGCCCCUGUACGUCAAGACGGCGUUCUCGAUCCUGGCGCCCCAGCCGGGCGGUGUGUUCGCGGCGCCGACCCGUCGCGCGAACCCCCUGUAUCAUGAGCCCGCCGUGCAGGAUGGCGUGAAGAAGUUGAUGCUCCUGGGCGCAAGGAUCGACGGGCAGGUAUUCGAUAUGGAGGGGGCCAGGUGGGUAGGCGGUAUUGACGGGGGAAUUGACGGAUUGAGAGCCCAGCUGGUCGGCAUGCUCCAGGGCUUUGGGGCCGGGGUGGUGCAAGUGCUGGAGAGCGGGUCGCGGGCUGUGUGGUGGACGAUGGAGGGCCGCCGGAAGAUGUUGGAGGACGAGGAGGCAGGUCCCAAAGAGUAG